AUGGCUGAGCAUCGUGUACGUCCAGCUCGCCACAAAGGUGCAUUGAAUUUCGAAACAGAGCUAGUGCAAGGGCUCUACGCUUUUGGCGACGACAAGGCUCCGCUUCCUGAGACUGUCCGCGUGUUGGACGAAAUGGUGACAGACUAUAUCAUUGACACUGUUCAGACUGCAUCGAAGGCAGCGACCAUCUCAGGGCGCGGUAAAGUAAAGGCCGAUGACUUUCGGUUUGCUAUACGCAAUGAUGAGGUUGCAACAGGAAGAGUAAAGGAGCUUCUUGCCAUGGAAAAGAGUUUGAAAGAUGCAAGAAAGCAAUUCGAUACUGGAGAGGGCAAGGUCGGGCUAGAGCGGGGAGGUAGAGGAAGAAAGAAAAAGGUGCAACAAGAAGAUGUGGAAAUUGAUGCAACAGUUGAAAAAGGCAGGCAGAAAGUAAAGCCAGAGGACGGCGAAUUAGAGGAUGAGGACGUGGAUGACGAGAUGGAGUAG
Molecule: messenger RNA, 483 nt
Organism: Bacidia gigantensis
Lineage: Eukaryota; Fungi; Ascomycota; Lecanoromycetes; Lecanorales; Ramalinaceae
Exons: 1
Coding region: 1-483 (160 amino acids)
Biological process (GO): transcription by RNA polymerase II; RNA polymerase II preinitiation complex assembly
Cellular component (GO): transcription factor TFIID complex
Molecular function (GO): protein heterodimerization activity
Source: RefSeq, a predicted model, not a curated record